Messenger RNA from Sclerotinia sclerotiorum 1980 UF-70, 120 nucleotides. RefSeq lists its product with no specific name. The record is from RefSeq and is a predicted model, not a curated record. The transcript is spliced from 2 exons. Lineage: Eukaryota; Fungi; Ascomycota; Leotiomycetes; Helotiales; Sclerotiniaceae. The coding region runs from base 1 to 120 and encodes 39 amino acids.
AUGGGUUUUGGUGUGUCGAGAAGUAUGGAGGUUACGGGAUUAAACAAGGCCGCAUUAAGUGUGGCAAAGAGAUUUGAACAAUUUAGGGGAUACGGGGGAAAAAUGAUUCAAUUGGGAUAA